ACUAAGUUAGAAAAGGUUUAAGAAAGGCUGAGACGCCGCGACCUAAGCUUCUCUCAAAUUCACGCACUAUUUCUCUCUCCCUCACUCUUUCAAAACAAAAAGCCCCUGGAGCACUUUCCAAUUUACGGAAUUAGUAAUCACAGAAAUCAGUGGAGAGUGUAAAAAGAAAAUCCCUUACCUUACCCCAUUGGCUCGUCGAUCGAUCUCGCUGCGACUUGGAGAAGAAACUAGGAAACUAGAGCUCCAAAGGCAGCUGAUUACUUAAACAGGAAAUUGGACGCCAUGUCACCGGGAGAAACCGUCUCUCGGUCACCUCUUGAUAAGCCUCUCAACCAACUUACUGAGGAUGACAUUUCUCAGGUCACUCGUGAAGAUUGCCGCCGUUACCUGAAAGAAAAAGGGAUGCGGAGACCGUCGUGGAACAAAUCCCAGGCGAUUCAGCAGGUGAUCUCACUGAAAACUCUUCUCGAAACGACGUUGGAUGCGGACGCCGUCGAAGCCCGGAAGAAACUUUACAUUCCCUGCCCCGAAAAUCCUCCUUGUGUCGUUUCUGAUUCAACCGUUCUACCGAACGAAACGACACAGCGUAACGGGAUCUCGGGUCCAGUCAACGAAUCCGUUCCUUAUCCCCGUCCAGAUCCCUCGAAAUCCGAUUUUUCCGGCGAUUAUUCUGUUCGAACCGCCAUCUCUGGAAAUGGCUCUGUUUCUCCGAGAACUGCAGGUGCAGCAAAAGAGCCAGCAGGACAGAUGACAAUUUUUUACUGUGGGAAAGUGAAUGUCUAUGAUGAUAUGCCUGGCUGUAAGGCAGAAGCAAUCUUGCAGCUUGCUGCAAGCCCAGUCUCAUUUCCUCAGGAAACUCUAGCUGAUCAAAGGACUGCACCAUGGUCCAUUCCAUGCCAUUUAGAGGCUACAGGUGUCAAAAUAAGCCCAUGCUCGCCAAUGGUUAUAAUGCCAUCACUGCAAACGGUAAAGGUGGCAGAAAACUGUCAGUUUCCUCUAGAAGAGAGCAACCUAUCUCAUGAAGACAGCCUUGAAGGUCCUGCUACCCGAAAAGCAUCGUUGCAAAGAUAUCUUGAGAAGAGGAAAGACAGGUUUAAGAACAAGAGAAAGUUGGCAACAUCUUCUUCUCCUACCUUAGACCUCUACUUAAAUCAAGUGGGAGAUCAGUUCUCGAAUGAGCAGUUGAAACAAAGUGUUCUGUCUUUUCGCUGCAGCUCCAAUGAAAAUGUUCCAAAGACUCGCUACACAUCCUAAUGCCAAAGAUGUGUUUAAAAUACGAGUUUGGAUCAGGCCCUGAAUUGGUUGCCAAGGACUAUAAGCACGGAGCGCAUAUCACUUUGUAAGAGUUUGUAGAAAUAAUAAUUAACCUGUUGCAUUCGUUGCGGUCAUUAGCACUUAGCUAAAUGAGGAAUCAAAGUUCAGUGUUGCUGAUCUGUAUUUUUUAUUGUGCGGUUUCAUUUAGUGAUUUGCGGUAAAGCUAUAUGAUCAUGGGGCAGCAGAAAUAGAAAGGGUUACUUAUGUUAUCCGUCCUAUGGUCAUUUUAAGCAUCAAGGCUUUCUAGCUAAUAGCAAAAUCUUUCGUACGAAAUUGAAAACAAAUGAGCCGUUUGAAGUCUUCAAAAACAUUGUGGAGCAAAGUUUGUUAUAAUGGGUCAAUCUCUAGCAAGGGCAACGAUGAUCCAUCAAGCUCCAAAUACGAGCUAUUAAAGGUCGAAGAGCUGGCAAAAAUUGUCUGGGAUAGAAAGAUAUUUUGAUUUAAAAGUAAUGACUGACUCUAUCUAAAAUUGGAGCAUGAUAUAUCAUCUUUUCCAAUGAUCUUCAGCGCCAGUAAUUCGUUUUCAAAAUAUACUAUAUCUUAAAUGACCCACUCGAAUCUGAACAUACCAAUCAAAAUUGCCACCCAAAAUGAGCCUGACAAAUUGAAUUGUGGUUUCUUUUGACAAUAUUACAAAUGCUUUCUGGUGGUAUAUGGGUAUUGUUAAUAUUGUAUUUUUCUUUAUGGAUGAUUUAGUAUUGUUAUUGUCUGACCGGAUAAGGCAAGAAAGAAACCCCAACUCGGCCACGACCCACCAUCACACACUCUAGUGAUCAAUAAUUUCUCAGUGAUGUCCCACCACUUAGGCACUAGCCUACCUCAAAGCUUACUGUCAACUGAAUCAUGGCUUCUAUUUUUCUUAUCUAUUCUUUGUCUUCUCGUGCUUUAUGCGUGCUUUACUGCUCAUAGAAAGAA
Durio zibethinus is the source of this 2229-nucleotide messenger RNA. RefSeq names its product protein TIFY 4B-like. The record is from RefSeq and is a predicted model, not a curated record. Lineage: Eukaryota; Viridiplantae; Streptophyta; Magnoliopsida; Malvales; Malvaceae. Gene Ontology annotation, cellular component: nucleus. Gene Ontology annotation, biological process: response to wounding; regulation of jasmonic acid mediated signaling pathway; regulation of defense response.